Molecule: messenger RNA, 8118 nt
Organism: Pecten maximus
Lineage: Eukaryota; Metazoa; Mollusca; Bivalvia; Pectinida; Pectinidae
Product: myelin regulatory factor-like
Exons: 21
Coding region: 454-3744 (1096 amino acids)
Biological process (GO): positive regulation of DNA-templated transcription; protein autoprocessing
Cellular component (GO): nucleus; endoplasmic reticulum membrane
Molecular function (GO): DNA-binding transcription factor activity; sequence-specific DNA binding
Source: RefSeq, a predicted model, not a curated record
UUUACUUGAGUCCGGGUUUGGGAGAUGUUUGAAAGUGUACUGUCAUCAUACGAUCAAGAUUAGGCUAGAUAAUCGACUACCACUGGCUGAAUUGUCUACUGAGGCCAAAAGUUCAAUUAUCAUGUUUCGAUUCUAAUCGUUUUCUGUGGAUGUGCUAGAUAGUUGCUGUGAUGUGAAAGUUGGUGAAUUUUUAGCUGUACGCGUCAUCUUGGAUAUUUGUGGAGAAUUCUGGUCUGUGGUGAAGAUGUCCAAACUACAAGUAGAUGAGAGUGAAUAGGUGUAGAUUCAAGCUGGAAAUUUAUCCGAAAAAUAAUUGAUUCUGUGGCCACAGGUGUUAAAAGAUACACAGUAGUUUCAGGGAGCAUAGCACAAAUAAGAUGUUUGUGGUGAAAUUCUGGAUUUAAGUGUUUUAGAAGGUUUUGUGUAUUAGGCUACCUGUACAUAUAACUAUAUAUGUACAACGGAUUGCCAGCAGGUAUCGGCAUCAUGUACAGAUGUCUGCCAGACGAAGUCAUCCCUGCGAUGGCCUACAGCAAUACAGGCCGCCCCCAGGUGUGUCAACAACCACCAGACCUUUGCUACCCAAGUAAGACGGUCUCUUUGGCAACUCCCUGUACCUCCUCCAAUCCUGUCAUGAAUGGCCACCUGCAUAACAUGCCUUACUCAUGUGCCGCUGUAACAUCGAUGGACGGACAGGGAGGCUACGACAACCCAGCCAUGCACCCGUUACCUGACAGUCCACCAGACUCUGAGCCAUAUUCGCCUCCUGAUGGACAUCGUAAUGUCCAUGUGACGUCCUCAGAAAGCAAGUUUGGCAUUGUAAACUCAGUCAACACGAUGAACCAGCAUAUGUAUGGCCCGCCACAUCACCGGCCGCCAGGGAUGCCAACAGUUAUGCAGCCGAAGAUGUCGUCCUCGGGGUAUAACGAACCACCAUCCCUAAACCACCUUCUCCCAGUAUCACACGUACCACCCCCCAUCCCUCCGUCCACUGUUUCCUGUGCCACGCCUGUGCCCUUGCCUACCUCAUCACAGAUGAACAACCCGCAGGUCCUCUCCCCACCCAACAUGAGCCCAAAUAUGCAUGGCAGCGCAUCGGCUAAGAAGAGGAAGUACCCAGAAAAUACUGGGGCAAGUUUAACCAGUGCACUGUUCAACACAAACAGAAACAAUGGUUCCAUGAACAUCAAACAGGAACCUAAUGCUUCAGCAUUUCCUCCCUACAUGGUGGACUUUGAGGAAGACCAGUACAGUAAUUGUUAUGAUCAAGAAUCCAGUAACGGUUACCUUGACAGCCAGUAUCAGGUGAUCAAGUGGCAGCAGCACCAGGUACAGAAGUGGAACGUCCUCACUGACGCCAACCUCAAAGACCUGCCAACCCCCCAUUACAGAGUCGACUCAGACAAAGGGUUUAAUUUCUCCGUAUCAGACGACGCCUUUGUUUGUCAGAAAAAGAAUCACUUCCAGGUCACAGUUCACAUUGGAAUAAGCACAGACCCUAGAUAUGUGCGGACGUCAGAAGGGGUGAAGAAAAUUGAUGGAUUUUGCCUGCACUUCCAUGGAUUAAAGCUUGAGUCUCCUAACCAGCUAAUAAAGAUAGAACAGUCACAAUCUGAUCGCACCAAGAAGAUGUUCCACCCGGUCAAGGUGGACCUCCUUCCAGAUCAAACCAACAAGGUGACGGUUGGUCGGCUCCACUUCAGUGAGACAACGUCAAACAACAUGAGGAAGAAGGGACGGCCGAACCCUGACCAACGCUACUUCCAACUUGCUGUAUCACUUUGUGCCCAUAGUGGAGAAAACAGCUACAUGGUAGCCUCAAGUGCGUCAGAGCGCCUCAUUGUAAGGGCAUCCAAUCCUGGCCAGUUUGACAGUGAUGUCGACGUGCUUUGGCAGAAAGCACAGACACCCAAUGGAGUUUACCACGAGGGUAGAGUCGGGAUCAACACUGACCACUUAGACGAGGCACUGACCGUUAAUGGCAAUAUAAAACUGACCGGUCGUAUUCUCCAGCCAUCAGAUCUCAGAGCAAAAGAAGAACUUAAAGAGGUUGACUCUAAGGACCAGUUAAAGAAAGUCGCCCAAAUGAAAAUUUACCAGUACAAAUAUAGUCCAGAUUUCGCAGAGAGCGCAGGUCUCCCGGAGGACAAGCGACGCGAUACUGGAGUCAUUGCACAGGAGGUCAGGGAAGUCCUUCCUGAUGCGGUCAUGGAAACAGGCGAUGUUCUUCUACCAGGAGGUCAGAAAAUACGGAAUCUUCUCGUCGUAAAUAAGGAACGCAUAUUUAUGGAAAAUGUUGGAGCAGUGAAAGAACUUUGUAAAUUAACAGACAAUCUCGAGGUCAGAAUUGAUGAACUCGAGAAAAUGAACACAAAAUUGUCCAAACUGAAACGUUUCGAUAGCAUCAAAUCGACUGUUAGCUCCAAGUCCACUUGUAGUGUUAGUACCAUCAGUUCAAUACCAAAGAGAGCAUCUCAAAACCAUAAACAUCGUUCAACACGCUCCGUCCCCUACAAGGAGCACAAGUCCACAUCUGGGCCCCCAGGGCCCGCCCCCACCUCAACAGACAGCCACGGAUGGUGUAGUAAUCGGUUCAUACAGCUCACCAUCAUAACACUCAUACUCAUAAUGGCCUUCUGCCUAAUUGCCAUCACCAUACUUUAUAUAAUGGAGCGGAAUAAAGAGUCUGGAGGUGUCACAAACAACCACAACUACAUCCUCUCCGCAACUCCCAAUGCCAAUUCGGGACAGUCACAGCCAAUCAGUAGUAGAAACAUUAGUCACGGUCCACUUAUCUUCAACACGACGCCUUUACCAGCUGUAACGACAGAAUCGACCAUCUUGACAUCCAAUGUGGUUACGCCUUCUAUCACACGAUCACCACAGCUGAUCAUUCCACCGUACCCACAAUGUGACCCGAAUACGACGUGUAAUGAACGACACUGCUGUCCUCCGCCCAUACAGCACGACCAGGAAGGACAGAUGUAUGCGCCCUGGAGAAAUGAGAACAGGAACAGUGUGGAAAAUGAGGAUGUCCCAGCGACCGACCUUGUCCCUGAAACUGUCGAUAAUAACACACAGAGGAACAAUAGUAACCCAGAGUAUCGCAUUGUUACACCCAGCCCGGCGACGCCUCACCCUUCACAACAGACAGGCAACGCCCUGCCCCAGGUCAACAAUGUACCAGUGACGGUGAAGCCAGAGGAUCAAGAACCAAAUGUGAUUGUCAACAGUAUUGACGACUCAAACACAGACACACAGGGUUAUGAUUAUAACAACGGAGAUACCAACAGUAAUGAGGUCAAGGUCUCUCACCGAAGAAAGCGCUCUGUCACCACAGAUCAAAUGCAGGCUAGAGUGUUCCUGAAAGAGCUUAACUUUGAGUUUGACUCGAAGUUUUGCUCCAACUGCACGAACACGAACAAGACUUACCAGUUGAGGCUGAGCCAGUACUUUGAAUAUGAACCUGUUACCAUCAAGUUCAACCUGGAGGCGGAUAUGGCCGUUUCCAUGUGUUAUAAUUUCUCUGAGGCAAGCUGUCAGACAGACAAUACCCAGAUGGAGAUUCAACACGAGUCGGAGUACGAAUGGAAAAUGCCGAUCGGGAAAUACUUCUACAGCUCAUUCUGUUUCCGAGUCACAGCAAAGGACCAGAAUGCACCAUGCUCUCUCCUUCCGGAGGACACGGCCCACCCAUUUGUCGAGUAUAACCUCCACUUCCAAAGGACUUGUGAAGACCAGUGAACAGUCGAAACAGACAUGGUCUUUUAGCAAAACAUUCUGAUAAAAUGUUCUAGCAGACAAGUGUGAUGUAUUUUAACAGUACAUUUGACAAGCUUUUAUAUAUUUAUCACACUGCACAGACCACAUUUCCAUGGUUACACAUACAGUUUUCCACGCAUAACGGAGAAAUUUACCUGAAGAUGAUGUUUUGUUAAUCGCGACUGUUGGUUCAACGUUGGUAGACUAGUCCGCAAACAUUGUGUAACCAAGUAACCCAGACGUAGGAAAGGUCGUUAGGUGCAGCAGCAAGGCAGCCUUCAAACUUUGUCAGGGGGAGUAACUCCUGAAAAUCAAACUUUGUCAGGGGCAAUAACUCCUGAAACUAUCAAUGUUUUUAAUUGAAUUCUAUAUUUGUUUGCAUCCCUAUGAUAUUUAUUGCAGAUCAUAUGUAUGCUAUUGUAGAUCAUGGAUAGCAUGAUUUAUCAAACAUCUGUUAGCAGAUGGCAUUCUAGUGGCCUUUAAAUCAAAAGAACUGGAACUGUGGAUCAAACGAACCAAUAUUGUAUGAUCCAACAGAAUUUUUUCUUGGAAUAUAUGGUCAUCUAACUUUCCCAAUACUUUAUUUUGAAGCCAAUUUUUUUUUUUUUUUUUUUCAAAAAUAUUUUGCAAAUAACAAGAGCAGAAUUUAGUGUGCUUAGCAUAAUCACACUUGAAAAGUUUGUAUUUCAUGGAUAGUUGGAAUUACUGGCUAUGCUUAUUUCACUUUGAUUAAUGUAGGGAGAGAGUAUGUGAUACAGUGAUGUGCCAUGUUGAUGUCUUUUGUUUGAUAUAUUCUACACAAAAACAAUUGCUAUGAUUAUGAUGCACAUGUAUAAAGCUCGUUUUUGUCCUCAUCUAUUUUUAUAUUGUGAAAUUGUUUAUGUGUUACUCAUCAAGGUGCAGAAAAAUACAAACUUAGGGACAUUUUGAAGUAUAAGGGAGUGUUGGUUGAUCAGUUGGUAUCCAAAGUCUGCUGCAGAUGAUAACAAGCAGGAAAUGAGGCCUGAUUGACAAAAAAAUUGUAUUAUUUUAUUAUUCCAUUCCCGAUGAUUCCAUUAUUUUUGGAAUGUUGAAUAAGAUUAAAAGUCCAAUUUGAGAUUAUUUCAAAGAGGGAACAAAAUAAACAUUUUUGAGAUUUUCAACAAAUCUGUAAGCAAAUUAUGCUGUAUUUUUUCUUAUGAAUGUAAGUUCAUGUUUAAAAAGUACAUAAUAAUACAUUUUGAGAUUUGAAUUCCUGGAAUUAUAACCAGAUUAUUGGAAUGGAAACUCUAAUUUGUAUAUACCGCAGUUCUGGGCAGAAAAUUACACAAACUGAGAUUAUGUUAUUUCAAAACAUUCCAUUUGUACAUUAAGUAUAACAAAAGCUAGCAAUAAUUAUUUGAUAUACUUAGGAUAAGUAUAAAGUGGAGAUAGAACAAUACUUGACCACACAUUGGUAUUAUUUUGUAUUGGUCGUUGUUGUGGUCAAGACAAAAGAUUUUUAAUAUAUUAAUGAUAGCCUAAUUAAUAUAGAGAUUUUAUAUUGUUUAGUCUGUUAAUACCCCAGAAAUCUUACAUUUAAUAUAUUCAUUGUGUGCCAGUGCAUGAGUACAUGUAUUCUUUUGUUAAAGUGUGUAUUUGUUUCUUUUGUUUUUGCAUGUGUGCUCAUUGUUAAUUAUAUGUAUAAGGUCAGGGAUCAGGGGGUCAGAGGUCGCAACUGACCUUAUUUGGGAUAGCCAAUGAAAAGAAGCAUAACAUCCCAACAUCAUGAUUCUGACUUGAAGAAGUGGUCUCAGAUUAUAAGUAUCAGAGUAUGCGUAACAAUAGCUGCCUUUUGAGUAAACAGUCUUCGCAGCAUCCGAAACCUAUCCGAUGCAAGAUCACACUUUUAUGUUAAUUGAUGUCACAAAUACUGCAAUCUCUGGUAAAAUAAUACCUAAACAUUUGAAAUUCCCUUACUGGUACCUAACAAUUCCAUAGAUGUACAUUAAUACAUGUACCUGGUAAGUCGUGUGACCCACAUGACUAAAAUUAGUGAUAGGUAUUUUAAUGAAACUGACUCAAAAGGCAGUCGUUACGGUAUACUCUCUUUUGGUUCACUUAUAGUGAAAUACUACUUAAAAGUUUUAUAUGUAUUUUAUAAAGCAUGAUUUUACUUGAUUUUGUUGAUGAAUCGUGGGUGGAAAGAAACAAUGUAAAUUACAUACAUUGUGAUAAUUGUGUUCCCAUGGUAAUGAAGCGAUAUUUACCUACAUGUAUGUAUUGUUAUAUGAUUGUUACUUAUCAGAAUGCUGUUUUAUAUUGAUGUCUUAUAUGCCCAUUUACAUGAAAUCAUUCAUUUAUUACUAGAGUCUACAUGCAAGUUUGUAGAAGAAAAUUGUUUUUCCUUUGAUAUGAUACUUUGACUACUCAAUUUUAUUUCAUAUUUCAUAAUCAGAUAAAAAUGCAAUUUCACCCAAUUUCAUAAUCUAAUGAGUGUUUUGUACAAUAAAAGACAUUUCAAUGCUAAUCUAUAUUGUACAUGGAUGUGUUAAUUCAGAGUAUAAAAUGCAAUAAAAGUUUAUCUAAUUUGCAUAUUAAUCUAACGAUGUGAAGUAGGAAUUUUAUUCACUUUGUGUUUAAAGAUUUUAGUGCAAAAAUAGCAUAAUGCCCUAUCCCUAGAUACUCAACUCGGACCAAAGAGAUUCACAUUUAUGAGAAAAAUAUCGCAUAGUGGAAAAAUUUCAGUUUGAGCGUCAAUAUUGAUAUUUCAUCUUCUGUUUUACAGUGUACUCAUCUUUUUAAAGGACUAUUUACUAUUUUAUAGUAGAAAUAUGCUGUCUUCAUUCCAGUAUUUUAUAAAUGUUUUCAUCUUUUGAUUCAUGUAUUUGUGUAAAGCAUAUGAUCAAAUUGUCAGGAAUUUCAUUUAAAAUGACUUAAAUCAUAUCUAUAAUUAUAAUAAUUGGUCAUAACUCUACAUCAUCAUGAUUAUCAUCCCCAUCAAUAUCGUCUUCAGUAUCGUGACUUCAUUUUGAAAUUAUCUCACUUUUAAUUUAUGAAAGGAUUUUGUGAGAUUGUGAAUAUUUUCCUGAAAAUGAAUAAAAUUGUGAAAAUGAGUUAUGCCAGUGUUAAAUUGAGUGCUUUUUUGUCUCUGAAUGUGCUUUAUAUACCUAACUGUUGUUACAUUACGUCAUUUACAAACUUUGACAUGUAAUCCGCACCUACUCACUAGAGAAUUGAAUUCAUAAGAAUAUAAGUUUGUCUUAUUCGAUAUUUGUCGAUAUUCAACUACCACUUUGUAAGAGAAUAGGUCAAAGAACGAAAGAUCACCAGUAUUGGGCCUUAUUCAUACCUUACUAUGUAGUAGGAUGAAUUUUCGGUGUUUCAGAUAUGACCCCUUCCAUAAAAUCUUAAAUUGUGAAUGGAUUCUAAAUCAAUUAUUGCCAUACAUAUAAAGCCCAUUGAAAAAAUUAUUUCUUUGUCUCUGAUGAGCAGUCUUUUAGCCUUGUGCAUUGUUAAUUUCUAUAUAUGUCUUGUUUAUUUUUAAUGUUAAUGAUUUUCUUCUUAAUUAUUUUCAAAAGUUUUUAAUCUUGAUUUUUUUUUUUUUUUUACAUAAGAUUUAGGACUGCAUUAGAGAGACAUUUCACAACUUUUAAAAUUAUGAGCAUUGAAGCAGUUCUAGGUACCGUAAAAACUCGUGUAAUUUGCACAGUUUUUUGUACUGAAAUAAAGUUUAAAGUUGGGGGUGUGCAAAUUAUACAGGUAGAAAUUUUUUUUCAGCAUUUUCAGCUCGAAAAAGUGCCUGCGAAAUUACACAUGUUUUUACGGUAUAUACAUACAUAUAUAAGAAAAAGGUUGACUUAUUCUCACUCUCCGGUUACACACAUAUAUACCGGUAUACAUGUACUCUGUACAAGACUGUCUACAUCUGAUAUAAAUAAAUAAAUUGUUUGGAUGUCAUAAAUUAUCCCAGUUUGUACCUACAUAUAUACAUGUAUUUUUUCAUUUGAUGUUGAAUAUGAGAUUAAACCAAAAAAGGUAAAUCCUUAAAUAUUGUAUUUUAUUUUAAAUAUUGAUACAAUUUUAAUCAUCAGUGUUAUAUUUUUUAGUAAUUUAUUUCAACUACUUCAAUAUCAAUUUAUAAAAAUUAUUUUUUUUAAAUAAAGAUUCUCAAAAUGAUAUUAAUAUGUUUCACAUAAUUGAAAAAAAAAAAUCCUGAAUGUUAAAAGUUUGUGUUCAAUACAUUCCUUCCUUAAUUUAGGCAAUAACGAACAGGUUAUAGUUUUAAGAACAUUUUAUAUAUAAGAUGUUAUGGUGUUACCACUCGAUGACAUUCCGAUCAUUAACAGGAUGAUGUGAGUGUGUUGUUUUACUGUCAUAUUAAAACUCAUCAACAAA